Messenger RNA from Juglans microcarpa x Juglans regia, 2554 nucleotides. Its product is annotated as exocyst complex component EXO84A. Gene Ontology annotation, cellular component: exocyst. The record is from RefSeq and is a predicted model, not a curated record. Bases 1 to 2322 code for a protein of 773 amino acids. The transcript has 7 exons. Gene Ontology annotation, biological process: intracellular protein localization; exocytosis; Golgi to plasma membrane transport. Lineage: Eukaryota; Viridiplantae; Streptophyta; Magnoliopsida; Fagales; Juglandaceae.
AUGGAAUCCACAACAGCAUCAUCAUCGCUUUCAUUUUCCUCGAGUACUGUAGGAGAUUCGGUAGAACUGGACGCGAAUCUAACCCUCAGCGAUAGGCUUAAGGUCUUCAAGACCUCUGGCUUCGAUCCCGAUGCCUAUGUCACCUCCAAAUGCCAGACCAUGAAUGAAAAGGAGAUAAGGCACUUGUGCUCUUACCUUGUCGAUCUGAAGAAGGCGUCUGCCGAGGAAAUGCGUAGAAGUGUCUACGCUAAUUAUCCAGCCUUCAUCCGCGUAUCAAGGGAGAUUUCAAAUCUGGAGGGCCAGCUCCUCUCGAUGAGAAAUCUCCUGUCUACACAGGCUGCUCUUGUUCAUGGUUUAGCUGAGGGAGUUCAAAAAGAUUCCUUGUCUGCUGGUCCUGAAGAUUCAACUGCAGAGGAAGUAUUGUACGAGAAUAAGGAACUUUCCAAGAUAGAAAAUUGGUUACUAGAAUUUUUGGACACGCUUGAAGUCCUGUUGGCUGAGAGAAGAGUGGAUGAAUCGUUGGCAGCCUUGGAGGAAGCGGAAAGUAUAGCAGAAGAAGCCAAAAAGAGGCAAACAUUGAGCCAGACCAAUCUGCUAUCGCUGCAGAAUGCCAUCACCGAACAGAGACAAAAACUAGCCGAGCAACUUGAAGAGACAAUCUGCCAACCUUCUACUCGUGGUUCUGUGCUUCGUUCAGCUGUUUUGGCCAUGAAAAGACUUGGGGAUGGCCCUCGUGCCCAUACUUUGCUACUUAACUCUCACCACCGGAAAUUACGGUGUAAUAUGCAGAGUCUUCGUCCAUCAAAUGCUUCAUAUGGAGCAGCAUAUACAGUUAUACUCUCCCAGCUUGUUUUUUCCACCAUUGGGCAAGCAGCAAGCGAUUCAUUGUCACUUUUUGGAGAGGAUUCUGCAUAUGCUUCUGAGCUUGUAACUUGGGCUGUCAGAGAAGUUGAGGCUUUUGGUCUUCUUCUCAAGAGGCAUGUUCUGGCCUCCUCAGCGGCUUCUGGGGGCUUUAGAGUUGCUGCCGAGUGUGUUCAUGCAUGCUUUGCUCACUGUUCUUUGCUAGAAGCUCGUGGAUUGGCGCUUUCUCCUGUCCUGUUGAGACUCUUUAGGCCCUGCGUUGAACAGGCAUUAAACACCAACUUAAAAAGAAUUGAACAGAGCAGUGCUGCACUUGCUGCCGCGGAUGAUUGGUCGCUUGCGUUUCCAGCUGCUGGUACGCGUCUGAGCUCAACUACAUCUCUUGGUAGUACCAUGAAUGCAUCCCAGCCAAAGCUUUCAGUCAGUGCUCAGAGAUUCAAUUUAAUGGUCCAGGAAUUUUUCGAGGAUGUGGAACCCCUUGAGAGCUUGCAGUUGGAUGGUCCAGCGUUAGAAGGGGUUUUACAAGUUUUCAGCUCCUAUGUCAACUUGUUAAUAAAUGCAUUACCGAGCUCAAUGGACGAUGACGAGAACCCUGAAGGUUUUGGGAAAAAAAUUGUUAGGAUGGCCGAGACUGAAGCCCAACAGAUAGCGCUGCUAGCAAAUGCAUCGUUGCUAGCAGAUGAGCUUAUCCCGCGUGCUGCCAUGAAGCUUUUGCAGUUGCAGAAGACAAACAGAGUCGAGGAGCCCCCUAGAAAAGCUGCAGACAGGCAAAGCCGUCUUCCGGAGCAAAGGGAAUGCAAGAGAAGGCUUCAGCGCUACGUUGACCGCCUGCGAGACAGCUUUUGCCGACAGCACGCCCUUGAAAUAAUCUUCACAGAAGAUGGUGACACUAGUCUCAGUGCACAUAUGUACAUAAAUAUGGAUGGUGCUGCAGAUCAUGAGCCUGAAUGGUUUCCGUCUCCAAUUUUUCAGGAACUUUUUGCGAAACUCUCACGGAUGGCAGGCAUUGCAACAGAUAUGUUUGUGGGAAGGGAAAGGUUUGCUACCGUUCUAUUAAUGAGACUCACAGAGACUGUGAUCCUUUGGCUUUCUGAUGACCAGACGUUUUGGGGAGAGAUAGAGGAGGGGCCAAAGCCUUUAGGUCCUCUUGGCCUUCAACAGUUGUAUUUGGAUAUGGAGUUUGUGAUACUCUUUACAUCCCAAGGCCGCUACUUAUCUCGCCAUCUGCAUCAAGUUAUCAAGAACAUUAUAUCCAGAGCUAUAGAUGCAGUUGCUGCCACUGGUUUGGAUCCUUACAGUGUCUUGCCAGAGGAUGACUGGUUUGCUGAAGUUGCUCAAAUAGCAAUAAAAAUUUUGACUGGGAAAGCCAACUUUGGUAAUGUAGAUCGAGAUGCGACAAGCCCCACAGCAUCUGUAUCAGGAAAGUCUAUAUCAUCAGUUUUAUCUCAUGGGAGUAACUAGAGACUCUUGGCCAUUCAAAGGGCAUUCGGGCUGGCCACCAGAAGAAAAUGAGGUCCAUUCCCUUUAGUGUAAAAUAUGAUAUAAUUUUAGUCAUUCACAUUAUGUUGAUAAGUGAUAUGAUCAAAAUAUCUUGCUUAAAAUGGAGUACUGGAUCCUAAUCCAUUCUGAAAUCUAGCCUCUCAUGUCACUCUGCCUUGUGAUUUAAUUAAUGAGUUGCCUAUGAUCUCUGAGA